AAUCCCAGUGCGAGCUGAGAUCUGCGAGCUAAGCGAACAGUGUUUACGUUUGGCGCAGGAAGGGAUGAGGUUUCUUGUGUGCGUUCUGUGGGUGUUUGAGGUCAGCCGUGCCGUCGCCCAGUCCCCUUCAACGACUGCCAUUCUUGGGGAGAGCGAUGGCAUCCUAUCUGACCUCAGCGUGACGCUGUCAGCCCUGAUAAACAAUGAGAAGGCCGCUGGCGAGAAGACAGCGGCAUGGUGCUCCAGCCAGCGAGACUUCCUCACUGCAAAGAGAACACAGCACGUCACACUCAUCGACGAACUGGCCGCAACCAUCAUCGCCAAGACGGCAGAGGUUUCCCGGCUCAAGAGUGAGAUUCGCUCCGUUGAGGCAUCCCUGGCCGACGCCCAAACGUCCUACGACAGCGCUGUGAGCGUCCGGCGGACAGAGCGGCAACAGUAUGAGGGUGACCUCAAGAGCGCAACGAGUACCAUAGCCGCCCUGACUUUGGCAAUUGGCCAUGUGGAGAAUCGCACCAUUAUCGAGGGAGGGGAUAUACCGUCGGCCUCUGCAGGUGUCAGCCUGGGGCAGGUUGGCCGGGAGACAUCGCCCAAGCAGCUGCAGGUCUAUGUGCAGGCGGCUAUUAGCCUGCUGGACCAGCUGCGAGCCGUUUCGUCCUCCGUGGUCGACAAAGAGCCACAGCACCACCUGCGGCCAGUAUCCUUUCUUCAGCUGGCUCUCAAAGGCAAGGCGGGGCGGCACCCAGCACAUCAUCGAUUCAAGGACAGGAGAGUCAGUGUGACCAUUCAUUCCAAGCUGCCGCAGCUGCUCACAGCCGUGUCAAGAAUUGUCAGCGAGAUCUCACGGCCGAGAGCCCCUCAGGAGCUGCCUUCGCUGCCCUUUGUGAGUCGUCUGACUGGGCAAUGUGAAAUGCUAGAGGCGUUCCUGCAGGAGCUGGUCAUGCAGCUACCGCUGUUCGAAUUGGGUCAGGAGGAGCAGUAUGUGCGGGGGAUGGGCAGGACGCAUCACCUAACGGAAAGGCAGCACUUUGGCCUCACAUUCUUCCAGCGGGAACAGCUCGAUCGCAUCAAACAGGUGCGACCAAAUGUGUUUGUUGUGUGAGGCAGGUCAUUGUAAUUCAUCUUGUUGUCUGGGCCUGCAGGUAUCUCGGGCUCUUCCCACUGCCAUCCAGCGCCUUCAUCAGCUGCAGCAGCUGUCCACCUUUCCCGUCCCUCCCCCGUCCCUCCAUCAUUUCGCCGAUCAGCUCCUUUCCCAAGUCCGUCUCACCCUCAUCGACCUCGGCAUGACACUAUCGCGGCUGCUACUCAAGGCCGAUGCCCACCUGUACGCCUUGGAGCGGCAACUCGUCUACAUGCCGCACACACAUGCGCCUUCUAUUUUUCAUACAACCAAGACACACAAAUUGAGCAACAGGAAAACAGCCAAAGCAGCUCCUGUCGUCGUCCAUUCCAAGCUCAACUUGGACAAUGUUCCUUCCAGCACGGCAGCCAAGUCAUCCGAGGCGCUGGAUGUGAUCCUUCAUGGGCUGAAGGAGAGUGGCGAGUUGCUGCUUCAGGACAAGCUGUUGGAGGCCGAUGCGUCUGAUGUCAAGAGGACAAUUCGGCAGCUGCAAAAGGCGCGGAGUGCAUUAGCAAGGGGAGUCGCCGGCAGCCGAUGCAUUGCGGAUGUGCGCAAGACCAUCAGCAGGGCGGCAGCCCUCUUUCUGUCGCUCGCUCGGGAUGGCGCUGACGGACAGACCGACGACACUGAUCCCAAACUCAUACUCAGGUGGCCGCACAAUCGAAGACCGUCACAGGUUGGAUGAUGUGUCGCAAUGCGUGUGUAUGUGUGCGUGUCCCAACAGACUCUUCAACUUGAUUGCUCUGUCAGCAGAGCUUGAGCGCGCUGCUACCCACCACCGUCCCGUUCAUAUGGAUGGCCCUGCAUCCUCCCUCACGUCUCUCAUCAAGUCCCUGCACGCCAACAUUCACGCCCUCAAGCACCACAUGCAAGUCGCUGUCGAUACGUCGGUCCACCCGCUCGCCAUCAGACAGGUCAGGCACUUCAGGCACCGGCAAAAGAGCGCCAGGCGGGGAGUGAUCUUGCUUGAGGUGACAUCGGGAAGAAGAGGAGAGAGCCGGGCCGCUGAAGGUCCAGAUUAUCUUGACGCGUCUCCGACUUUCAACUCGGCGUACACGCCACAGGUGAGGUCAUGAGAUGUGUUAAUGGAAGCCAUAGGGCUGUGUACUUGUGUGUUGUUUGCAGUCUGAUCAAAUCCUCGGCGUGUUGAAGAAUUUGAAGGACAACUUCGUCAGCGGUUUGGCUGAGCUGAAUGCUACGGAAACAAGACGACAGACUGACUUCGAGACCCUCAUAGAAUCGAAGCGAGUACGCAGACAGACACAACAGAGAAUACUGACAGAUUGGCAUCUUACUCUUGUUUGCAGGAUGAGGUGGCUUUGAUGCGGACCGACCUCCAGCGCAAGCGCCACUAUCUGGCUGAGGCACAGACCCUAUUGCACGUCGCCAGCGCACAGCGAAACACACUCAAGGAGGGCACGUCGGCAGAGGAGUCGGCCACUGUCACCCUCGUCACCAGCUGCCAGGCGCUGCAGCAGGAGAGCAACAAGAAGCUGAAGGCAACGGAGGACACCCUGUUGGCUGUCGACAUGACCCUGAAGAAGGUGCAGGGGUUGCUGGAGAGCAGCGAGGAGGCCGCCGUGAUGACCACUCCAUCCCCUUCUAUGCAAGCUGCUAUCGCUGCCGCCACUGAAGUUGCCCUUUCCGCCAACAGGCCAGCGCAGCCUGCGGCAAACAAAACACAGCUGCCCCAAUUGAAUGCAACCACACCGCAGCCAACAUUUUCUUCACCCAGCUUUCAGUUGCAUGGCCAAGCUGCGACAGUUGCCGUUCCUGCGAGCGAGAUCAGCACAAGAGCUGCGGAGACGGAAGCGUCAGCAAGGCCGCCUGGCAAUGUCAGAGGUGCGACGGCGCAAGUGGUGCUGGAGUCGGCUGGCGGCGAUGGUCAAGGCAGCAAACGGCCGUCCAUGCUGGCCAAGGGGCAGCAAGAGCGUUAUGACGCCUAUCCCGAAGCCCCGUUCCCAUACCGCCAGUAUGGCCCCCAGUACCCGCCGCCAUGGUCGUAUCAGCAGAUGCCCCAGGCAUACAUGGGGCCGUACCCUUCCCCCAACCACCGCUCUCCUUCUACGGCCCUCCUCCUCCCUUCCAACCGACCCUCACUGCCGACACGUAUAGUUAUCCCGCACCCCUUCCCCCACAGCUGCCAAGGCGACAGGCAAUGGCGCAGCCGCACCACUCACAGCCUUUCACAAACCAAGAUGCUGAGGGUAGAAAGGAGCUAUCACAGACAGCGACAGUGUAACUGUUCGCGACAGGUAGGUGCGACACGAACUCAUCUCAUCAAUCUCCUCACACACGCCUCUUUGGACAGGUGGUGCGGUGACUCCUGAAGACCAGUCCAAGGCGAGUGGUCUACCUCCCGCGCAAGCCGACCAACAGCCACCCUCUCAUCACACACAAGGAGAUCCAGUCAGCAAGGAGUCUUUUGCGGCCGAGAGCGAGGCGCGAUCCACCCAUUGGCGGCCGCCACAAGACGAUCAGCAGCAGGAGGAGGGCCAGGUGCAGGCCAUACUGCAAAGCGUCGGGCUGCCCCUGACGCCACCGACCGAGACACAAGCCACGCAGCAAAUGGAGCCUUCCGUCGAUCCGGUGCCACCAACCUCUUCGAAGCGCAUCAACAAGUGGAGGGCCAUGCUCAUGGAGCAGCCAACCAGCAGCAGCGACGGCAAGGUCUUCCAUGGCCUCAGCGACCCAUUUGCAGAGACUUCUCCGUCCUAUGGCGGUCCAGCAUCAAUGCAGCAGAGACCCUCAUCAUCCCAGCUGCAGGCGACGGCGGUCAGUGACAUGCUCAGCGGCAUCAGCCUGAUCCAGGGAAACGUCUCGGUCAGCCGCCAAGCAGCCCGAAAGUCGUCUUCGCUGGGAGUGGCCGUUGCGAGGAGUCUUUUCCAGUCCGCCGCAAGGGAAUUGGGGUCGCCGAAUAUGGACAAGCUUGCGGAUGCCGUCAUAAAGAUGUCUGAUAAGGCAAGUACAGACAAUUACAAGAUGCAUGAGCACACCAAAAUCCCUGGGUUCGUUGCUUUUAAAGGACGCGGCGAGCAUGUUGAAGGGUCUGGAGAAGACCCUGACCGACAAGCUCCAUCAUCACGCCAAUAGCACCGCGGCAACCAAUGCCUCGGCAGCCAACUCAACCAUCAUGACCGCACAUCACCAGAGCGACACAUCGAGGACACAGGAGAGCCAGCUCACCAGCCGGACGGGCGCUAACUUGACUGAAUCUGCAGCGGCAGCGGAGACGCUUGACGGCACCAGCGACAACCAAACGGUCAGCAAAAACCUGCAGGGGCAUGGCUGGGCGAUGUGUGCAGUGCAGUGCAUUGCUUGUAUGCAGAACAAGUGCAUGGCGGACAAACCUGGCGGCCAUGACGGCAUACCAAGAGGCAAAAGUCAAGUAACAUUCAGAAAAAGAAGGAAUGCCGCCAUAGGUGACGUGACCACUGUGGAUUGUUUAAUAGGUAUCUGGCGGCCAACGAGACUGUAGUUGAGGUGCGGGCAGAGAUUCAAGGUUUGAACAAGUCCCAAAGCCACCUCAUCGACCUACAGGUCCGGGCACGCGAGAGACACAAUCCAUCGGAUGAAGUUUCCUGGAUUUUGUUGCUCCAGGGUGUGUUCAGCGGUAUAUCUGAGAAGAUCAAUGAGGAAAUGGACGCUCUCAGCGGUGACUGCUCUACCGUCAUCACUGUCACACAAACAGCAAAGGUGGGGAACCCCGAUGUCAAAGAAAAGCCCCCAUUUGUUGCCGAUCGAUCCCCGGGUGCCAUUUCAGACAAAUGUUGACCGCAUGGUGAAUGAGGCGAAGGCCCUCGCAGCCGCAAAACCUCGUGACGCAGAGGCCGCGCAGCUGCUUGUUCUCGCCGACACGCUCGAUAACAAGGUGCCACGGAUACAUGGGUGCAUGCAACAAAUGAGUGCCGAGUGUUUCAGACGUCAGCGCUCGUGUCCCUUCACACAAAGAGCAUGCUGGCCAAUGGCCGGUGCGCCACUGUCAUGCACCUCGAUACUCUCAAGGCACAAGUGGCAGCCGCCAAAACCAAAUGGGAGAAGGCAGCGUUUGGCACACAAGAUGCGCUGGCAGCCAAGACAAGAGAGCUCGACAGUGCCCAGAGGAAUGCCACUGAGGCAGCCGGUGCCUUCGCUUUUUCCCUCCAAGUCCUCGCACACGCACAGGUGGGGAGGGAACGAGAAUUAUAUCAUUGAGUGUGCGUGCCACAAGUGUCUCGUCCUCUUGUUGUUGCCAGUCUCGAUGCGAACAGGUCGGUAUAGAGUUGCGGGCGAGGGUGGAGCGUCGGCUGACGGAGCUGCUGACGGUGCGGACGGCAGUGGCACUCAUCGAAGGCCGAGCACCGCAUAUCCCAUUGCAGCAAAGACAACAGGGCGGGGCGUGAACACCAAGCUCAGCUGACUGCCGAUGAAUGAGCGUACACGAGUGGGUGAGUAAGCUAGGCAUUUCAUUGAUGCUUGUCGAGCGCGGCUCAGCGGCCGGGCUAGACACUGCAUGACUUUUGACAGUCGAAUGGCAUGAAUGAUC
Molecule: messenger RNA, 5645 nt
Organism: Vitrella brassicaformis
Lineage: Eukaryota; Vitrellaceae
Source: the annotation of a GenBank genome assembly